Podarcis lilfordi (Lilford's wall lizard) is the source of this 312-nucleotide messenger RNA. The record is from the annotation of a GenBank genome assembly. NCBI's taxonomy places the organism in Eukaryota, Metazoa, Chordata, Lepidosauria, Squamata, Lacertidae.
AUGGACAGCUCCUCGGUGGCUUUGCCCCUGAAUGGCUCCGGGAGCCAGGAGAAGGCCGCUGGGGACCAGCUCUCCGGGCGCUUCUCCACCAUGUGGACCAUCGUCCUGGCCGUCCUCAUGGCUUUGUUGAUCGUGGCUACGGUCGUUGGCAAUGCCUUGGUGAUGCUGGCUUUUGUGGUGGACUCCAGUCUGAGGACGCAAAACAAUUACUUCCUUCUGAACCUGGCCAUCUCCGAUUUCCUAGUAGGUAAAGUACCACACCUCGGCUUCACCUCUCUUCCUCCGUGGCUCAUACUUCGUACGCUCGUCUAA